Messenger RNA from Epinephelus fuscoguttatus (brown-marbled grouper), 3952 nucleotides. Its product is annotated as ras-related protein Rap-2b-like. Gene Ontology annotation, cellular component: plasma membrane. Gene Ontology annotation, molecular function: GTPase activity; GDP binding; GTP binding. Gene Ontology annotation, biological process: Rap protein signal transduction; negative regulation of cell migration. The record is from RefSeq and is a predicted model, not a curated record. Bases 344 to 892 code for a protein of 182 amino acids. The transcript has a single exon. Lineage: Eukaryota; Metazoa; Chordata; Actinopteri; Perciformes; Serranidae.
AGCCUCGGCUUUUGACGCGCUGAGGAUGUGGGCAGGAAACGCCAUGCAAGAGGAGAGGAGCGAUCACGCUUCCCAGCAGCGUUGCACAAUACAGCGCCAUCAAAAUGUGCUUUAAUUUUCCACGCUAAUGUCCAGGAGCGGUCAUUCUCCUCGGAUCUGCGCUCCACAGCAGGUUAGGAGGAUUUGCCGGCGUGGGAUUUGACUCCUAUCCGAGCGAGAGCGCAGCCUUCCCAGCCUGCUGGGUUUGAAAACAUCGGGGCUGGUCAGCGGGUGGGAGCAGAGCAGGCUUCGUCGCUGGAAAAAAAAAGGAGGUGUCUGCCUAUUUUUUUUUUACCCCUUAGUCAUGAGGGAGUACAAAGUGGUUGUUUUGGGGUCGGGUGGAGUCGGGAAAUCCGCGCUGACGGUCCAGUUCGUGACGGGCUCCUUCAUCGAGAAGUACGACCCCACGAUAGAGGAUUUCUACAGGAAGGAGAUCGAGGUGGACUCCUCUCCGUCCGUGCUGGAGAUCCUGGACACGGCGGGGACCGAGCAGUUCGCCUCCAUGCGAGACCUGUACAUCAAGAACGGCCAGGGCUUUAUUUUGGUUUACAGCCUGGUGAACCAGCAGAGCUUCCAGGACAUCAAGCCCAUGAGAGACCAGAUCAUCCGGGUGAAGAGAUACGAGAGGGUGCCCAUGAUCCUGGUGGGAAACAAGGUGGACCUGGAGGGGGAGAGAGAGGUGUCUUCCGGGGAAGGCAAGGCGCUGGCCCAGGACUGGAACUGCCCGUUUAUGGAAACCUCAGCCAAAAAUAAAGGAUCAGUGGAUGAGCUGUUUGCAGAGAUAGUCAGACAGAUGAACUAUUCCACUGUUCCCAGUGGUGGCGACCAGUGCUGCUCAUGUGUCCUGCUCUAAAACACACAUAGUCAAACAGUGCAUCCGGGCUGAAUUUGAGCUUCUAACUUGUCCUGCAGGCUUUUUGCAAAACUAUUCUCUCUCCUCACACUGUUGUCUUAUUGUUGCACACAAACACAAAUCGACGACGACAACAAUCGAUUAUGUAUUAUAGUCUGGAAAAGUGUUUACAUGACAAAGUACUUGAAUGUUUUGGGAUUUUUUUAUAGCUUUGUAUAUGACACUUCUCUGGAAAUGUGCCUCAAUGGGAAUGUCUUAUUGUGAAACCUAAGAGACACCUCUUCUCUGGUUGUUGUUUUUUUUUUUUUGCGGUUUAAUUUGUUGUACUGUUUAUCUUCUGGGCUGGGUCCAUCUGUGUUGGGGAGGUGGCGGUGCUUCUAGGGCACCUCUAGGGUCUUUUUGUGCUGAAAUGAAAGGGCAGGAGGCGCUUAAAUAUCGCUCAUAAACGUAUCAAUCACCGCUCAAGCCUUGCACAGGUUACUCAAAUCAGAUCCCCAUGAUUUAUUUCCCCAAAAGCUCAAGUGUGACCCCAGAGGCGCAGAGAUACUGUAUUUGUGGACUGUGUUGGAGUUGUGUUACGACUUUAUAUUUCUGUUCUUUUCCCCUCUCCGGGCUGGUGAAAGUGGAUUUAUCAUGGAACUUGCACUUAGCUGACGAUGUCCCUCCUCAGUGUGCACAAAACGAGGACCUUAGUGCAUUUCUGUCGCUGCAUGGGGAACCCCCACGACCCCCAUGUCAAGUGCCUUCCCUAAGAAAACUCCUGUGACUGUGCCAACUGAUGAGCCCUACUUCCUCUGCAGUGCGUCUUGAUGGCAAUCAGAACUUUUUAGCAGUUUUCAGUGAACAUUCUAGUUUCGUUUGGUGUCAGAGUGGGAAGAGCCUCUUCCUAUUUUACUGUCAGGAAGCCGAGCUUGUAUCAAACCUGCUGUUUCAGGGUCAGAUUCAGGCCGUUUCUCGAGGUACUAGUCCGACGUGAACAACAGAGUAACUUUAACCUACUAGGAUUUUGGUUCAGUGAAUGGCAAGCCAUGUUUGUCUGUAUUAUCUAGAGGUUUUUCUUUUGUAAAAAAAAAAAAAAAAACAAGUGACAUUUUUGACUUGACGUAAUUGUAAUUCUCCCUUUGGACGAAAUCUGCUGCCAUCCACCUGUCAGUUUGAAAGACUUGUAAUACAAAAUGCAUUUUACGUAACGCUGUGUGCUGUGCUUGUCUCUGCUGGUAACAUAAAGUGUCUACAUUUUGGGGUACUUUGAAUGUGAUUGUCCCUUUAAACAAUUUGAAAUGUUCAAACAAGUAGUCCAUUAACUGAUCCACUAACUUAGCUGUCAGUGUGUUAGUUUAAAGGAAAACUUCGUCCACAAAAUGACCAUUUGUAAAUCAGUUAGUCACAAUGUGUUACUUUGAGUUUGUGGAGAGAACUUUGUUUAUCUCUCAUGCCUCCACGGAAAAGGGCGAGCAUUUUUAUUUAAUGAUUGAUCGGGGACCAGCGAAACUAUAUCAAAGCGUCCGUUUACAAAUUCUCACACAAUUAGUGCAGUUUAAUCCAAGUCUCAUGUGUCCUAUCGUACUUCCCAAAACAACACUAUUUAAAACGUUUCUAUGCUCUCUUUAAACCCAGACUCCAGUACUGUGUUUUUUUAGGGAUGUUUUCAUAUAGUUGCAAGAAAAACAAAGCUAUUUCACAAAUGAAAGGUAGAACAUUAUGACUAACUGAUAUACAAAUGGUCGUUUUGAGGGUGAAGUAUUCCUUUAAAUAAUAUUUGAAGGAAAAACUUCAACAUUUUUUGCAGUUGCAGGUUCACCAAUGUGAGAAUUUACUGCUUUUCUCUGUUUAACAUCUUUGGGUUUCACACAAAACAAGUUUAAAGACGUCACCUUGACACUUGUGAUGCACAUUUUUGCAGUACUUUUUGGACUUCUUAUACACUUAUCAGUUAAUUUAAAAAAAAAAUAGAUUAGUUGACAGUUGAUUAGUCUUCUAUUGUGUCAGACACGCUGUGGCUUCUCCACCCCCCUCGCCAGAAUUACACGUUGGCAUUGUUCGUUUCUGCAACCACAAAUAUGUUUCAUUUGUGCAUUUCUUAUGUAUCAUAUCAGUUUCUAAAGAGACAUAGCUUAGAUUAAGUGACAGCAAGGCAAGACAGCUGCCAAACAGCAGACUGCUGUUCGAGACAACAAAUGUGGGUAUUUUUGAUGAGACGUCAGGACAUUUCCAGCCGUGUUUGUGCCGAUAAAACGAGGUGUUUUUUAACAGGACGUCGAGACAUUUCCAGUCAUGUUUGUGGCAUUAAAACUGGCUAUGUUUUAAGAGAUGUCAGGACAUUUCCGGAUGUGUUUGUGCCAAUAAAAGUAGGGAUUUUUUUAAUCAGACAAAAGGACAUAUCCAGACGUGUUUGUGGUGAUAAAACAGGGUAUUUUUUAACGGGACAUCGGGACAUUUCCAGUCAUGUUCGUGAUGAGAAAAUCGGGCAUUUUUUAUCAGGACAGUUCCAAUCAUGUUUGUGGCAUUAAAUCCUGGCAUCUCGUAAGAAAUGUCAGGACAUUGCCAGACGUGUUUGUGGUGAUAAAACCAGCUAUUUUUUAACAAAACGUUGGGACCUUUCCAGCUGUAUUUGUGACACUAAACCAGUUUUUUAACAAGACAGCUGCACCUCUCCAGCUGUGUUUGUGGGGAUAAAACAGGGUAUUUUUUUAAUGAGACAUCAGGACAUUUCAAAUCAUGUUUGUGGCAUUAAAACCGGGUAUCCUGUAUGAGAUGUCAGGACGUUUCCAGACGCAUUUGUGGCGAUAAAAGUAGAUAUUUUUUAACAAGAUGUUGGGACAUUUCCAAUCAUGUCUGUGGCCUCAAACCAGGUACCUUGUGAGAGAAGUCAGGACAUCUCCAGUUGUGAAAUUUGAACUUUUCUUAACCCUCAACAGUUGGGUGUUGUGUAUAAAACUAACCAAAUGUCAACCACAGCAUUGUCACAACAUAAAAUUGAAAACUGAAAUGUAAAGAAACAUAAAGUUUCAACAUAUCCACAACAUAUGAAAUGUCCAAAUGUAUGAUAGUCUGGUGAUU